Aspergillus nidulans FGSC A4 is the source of this 1914-nucleotide messenger RNA. Its product is annotated as putative arginine transporter. The coding region runs from base 175 to 1758 and encodes 527 amino acids. The transcript is spliced from 4 exons. Gene Ontology annotation, biological process: amino acid transport; transmembrane transport. The record is from RefSeq and is a predicted model, not a curated record. Gene Ontology annotation, cellular component: membrane. Lineage: Eukaryota; Fungi; Ascomycota; Eurotiomycetes; Eurotiales; Aspergillaceae.
CUAGAACAGAAGUCAGAGUCUGGUUUGGUGGAGUCAGACCUGACAUUUUCUUCCACGCGAACUGCCUCUUCUUCCUAUUUUCCACCUCACCUGGAUAUCCUCUGAUCUCCCAGCAAACACCUUCGAUCCUCCCGCUUCUGGAGCUCUCGGCUUUUGGACUGUCUAGGCCCAGUCAUGUCCUCCGAGCGCGACUUCAAUAACGCGGCGUCCGAUGGAGGAAAGGCUAAGAUGAUCGACAAUGAAGCUGUCCAGGUCACUGCCGCACAAUCGUCCCCCGGCUUUGACGAGGCGGAUUGCGAGAAGCAUGGCGCCGGUCGCGAGUCCAACCCGCUACCGGACCUUAAGCGGAAGCUCAAGAGCAGGCAUCUGCAGAUGAUAGCUAUCGGUGGUACAAUUGGUACAGGUCUUUUCAUCAGCAGUGGUAGUGCUAUCUCAACCGCAGGCCCUGUCGGGGCUUUGAUUGCAUAUAUCUUUAUAGGAUCCAUCGUCUUUUCGGUCAUGACAGCAUUGGGAGAGGUUGCCACAUACUUGCCCAUCCCAGGUGCCUUUACGUCCUACGCUACUCGAUUGAUUGACCCUAGUCUGGGUUUUGCUAUGGGCUGGAUAUACUGGUUCUCCUGGGCCAUCACCUUUGCCCUUGAGCUGACGGCAACUGGAUUGAUUAUCCAGUUUUGGAACCAGGAUCUUAACAUAGCAAUCUUCAUUGGUGUCUUCUGGGUCUUCAUUACUCUAUUCAACAUGCUUCCAGUCAGUUUCUUUGGUGAACUGGAGUUCUGGUUCUCUAGCAUCAAAGUCCUCACUGUCAUAGGAUUCAUGAUCUUCGGUAUAUGCAUUAACGCUGGUGCCGGAAAACAAGGCUAUAUGGGAUUCGACACCUGGGUGCAUCCGGGGCCAUUUGUGGCCUACGAUAAUAUUUCACCUGAUUCGACCGCCAAAUUUGUUGGUUUUUGGGCUGUCCUCAUCCAGGCUGCAUUCUCUUACCAAGGAACGGAAUUAGUUGGUAUUGCUGCCGGUGAAACCGAGAAUCCCCGCAAAACAGUGCCCUCGGCCAUCCGCAAGACGUUUUUCCGUAUCCUGUUUUUUUUCGUUUUGACGAUCUUUUUUAUCGGCAUCCUUGUGCGCAUUCUGCUGACUGUGGUGCUCUCUGCCGCCAAUUCCAACGUCUACAGCGCCAGUCGCAUACUGAUCGGUCUUGCCCAAGAAGGCUUCGCCCCCCGUUUCUUCAAGAAAACCUCGAAGGCUGGUGUGCCCUAUUACAGUGUGGCAUUCGCCUCGGCGUUUGGUCUGCUAGGAUUCAUGAACGUUUCCAAUUCAGGUGCCACGGUGUUCAACUGGUUUCUGAACAUCUCCAGUGUGGCUGGUUUGAUUUCAUGGGCGUCCAUCUUAGGGUGUCAUUUAGCGUUCAUGCGUGCUCUAAAAGCUCGCAACAUUUCUCGCGACCUUCUCCCUUACAAGGCGUUGUGGCAGCCAUGGUUCUCAUGGUACGGCCUUUUCUUCAACGUUCUUAUCAUCAUUACCCAGGGAUUCACUGCCUGGAUCCCAGAAUUCAGCGUGACCGAUUUCUUCGUCGCAUACAUUAGCUUGAUUCUCUUCGUCGUUCUGUACCUUGGCCACAAGAUUGUCUAUCGACCAUCGUUCAUUCGCCCUAUCGAGGCAGACAUCGACACUGGCCGUAUUGCGCUGGAAAAUGAGUACUGGGAGACUACAAUCUCCGACGAGAAGUGGUAUAAGCGGGCCUAUCGAUCAGUUUUUUCAUAGAUCCGUGUCCUUACUGUCUAUAACCCUGCACAUUGGAGAGCAAUCAGUUACGAUGUUCCUAUCUUCCUGGCCAUCUCCGUUUUGUACAUUAUGACUUUACAUAUUUGGUGUUUGCAUCGCAUGGAGUUGGGUGAAUUGAGUUGACUGUUUCACAAU